Molecule: messenger RNA, 2570 nt
Organism: Plodia interpunctella (Indianmeal moth)
Lineage: Eukaryota; Metazoa; Arthropoda; Insecta; Lepidoptera; Pyralidae
Product: protein lifeguard 1-like
Exons: 8
Coding region: 252-1202 (316 amino acids)
Source: RefSeq, a predicted model, not a curated record
CAUUCGGACAUUCUAUCUAGUUUGUGGUCAGUCAGUCUGUUUUUGAAGAGGGAAAGUGAAUAUCUCUUGUGAUUUAUUAUUCACAAUAAUUUUGCUAGUAUACUUUCAAUCGUUGUGAUUUCUCCAGAUAAUCUCUUUAUCGAGACGUUUUGGUGUAUAGUAGAUUUACAGUUUGUGGUGGCUUUGUAAGUUAAACCUUAAAAACGGCUUCUGAAAAAAUAAACGUGACUGAGCAGCCAAACUACAACACAAUGUAUCAAAACCAAGGAGGCUACCCUCAGGGUGGUUAUCCUCAAGGCGGUUACCCACAAGGAGGCUACCCGCAAGGAGGCUACCCACAAGGAGGCUACCCUCAAGGGGGUUACCCGCAAGGAGGCUAUCCGCAAGGAGGUUACCCCCCUGGUGCCGCCCCGCAACCAGGAUUCCAGGCUGGAUAUGGGGCUGGAGGCUACCCUGCGGGCUAUGGUGAGCCGACGGGGUACGUGCCACCUGGCGGCAGCGUGGGGGAGGAUGGCGAGGUCAAGGGGUUCGAUUUCACCGAGCAAACCAUCAGGAAAGCUUUCGUCAGGAAAGUGUAUGCCAUCUUGAUGUGUCAGCUGCUGAUUACGAUGAGUUUCAUCGCUCUGUUCCUGUUCCACGCGCCGACCAAAAACUGGGUUGCUAGGAACCCGGCACUAUUUUGGGUGGCGUUCGCGACGGUGUUCGUGGUGUUGAUCGUGAUGGCGUGCUGCGGCGACGUGCGGCGGAAGUCGCCCAUGAACUUCAUCUUCCUUGGCAUCUUCACCGUCGCGCAGAGCUUCUUGCUCGGCGUCGCUUCCAGCGUCUACGACGUCGACGCAGUGAUGAUGGCUGUGGGCAUCACGGCGGCGGUGUGCCUCGCGCUGACGCUGUUCGCGCUGCAGACCAAGUACGACUUCACCACCAUGGGCGGGGCGCUGCUCUGCGCCGUCGUCAUCCUCAUGAUAUUCGGUAUAAUCUGCAUCUUUAUCCCCUCGAACAAGAUCGUGACCCUCGUAUACGCGUCCCUCGGAGCUCUCAUCUUUUCCCUGUAUCUCGUUUACGACACGCAGCUCAUGCUUGGCGGGAAACACAAGUACAGCAUUUCCCCUGAAGAAUACAUUUUCGCUGCUCUUAAUCUCUACUUGGAUAUUGUCAAUAUAUUCUUGUACAUUUUGACCAUAAUCGGGGCAUCUAGGAAUUAGGAUUCGGAGUAAGGGCCGCGGUCUUUCAGUCAUACAUUGAUGGUUUUGUUAAUGCAUUUCGUUUUGUUAACGUUAGGAACGGGCAAUGGGGUGUGAACAACGUUACAAAAUGUGGAUAUGAUCAUAUAUAUGUAGGUAUUUUCGGAGCGUAAGCUAUAAGUGAGGAUUUCCCGAAAUUCUCUCGGGAAUGGGAAAAGAUGGUUUUACGUAUUCUUCGUAUGUACGAAGACGCAAGCAAAAGCUAGUUAACAGUUGAAUCGACAGAUGUUCAUUCUUUAGUUUUAGAAGGAAAUAACUGAACUGACUAUAUUAUUGUUAAAACAGCGUAAGUUUUCUUUUGUGUCUGCUCCUAUAGCAGGCAAUAUUAAGUAUUUAUUGAAUAAAAGAACAGAAAGGCUAUUCUGAAAGUGAAUGAACGAAAUGCAUUGACAUACGACGUCGAAUUGGUUUUGCGUUUUUUUUUUUAAUAUUGUCUAUGAACUGUUCAUUCCGAUGGUAUUAUAGAAGCACUUGUCGAUGGUUGAUUGUAAAUAAGACGAAAUCGGGGCAAUUACUGGUUACUUAAAGACUGGAUCGAUUUUCAUCUCGAGAAAUCGUUAAAAAACGGUACAUAGCUUUCUAGUUAUUUUUAGAGCAAGUAUUCCUUUUUAUAAGUAAUCGAGUAAUUCACAAUUAUGUACAAAAAUGAUUUAGUCAUAGGGAUUUUAAGUUAUUUUUCGAUAUGUUUGAGUAUUUUCGUAAAAUUAUGAUGUAAUUUUUAUUUUCUUAUUUAAUUUUUAUUCAACACGCUUGCUCGUAAUGGGCAGCACCAACGUCGUAAGACACGCAUUGAUAAUUAACGUCCUCAGGUUUACCCCCUACACUAAUAACUUCAACUGGAUCGCAACUAAACCUCGGUCGUUAUUCGCUAUUAAUUACAGAUUUAUUAAAAACAGUUUGAUAGAUUCUUGUAUCAAAAACUGAACCAACGUUACCGUUGUCACAACAAAUAAGUUUCAAAAGGAGCUUGAAUAAUAUAAUAUUAUACUCUUGGCCGAACAUGUAAGGUCACACAGAAUUUAUAUAUAUAUCCGUACUAACUUUUCAUGCAUUCAUGUAACCGAAACGGUAAAACAAUUUCGAGACGAUCGAGUGUCAAUUGCAAUCCAGUUACUAUUGGGAGGCUUAUUAAACCAUCAUUACUCGUAUAUACUAUACUAAAUAUACUAAUCCCCGAUUUCAUUGGUGGCGUGUGUUUCUGAGAAAUGAUAAAGUUUUAUGACAUGUAUUUAUUGUGUUUAUAAUGUCAUGUCACACUUGUAUCGAUGUGAUAAACGACCGAGUGUGGAUUGUUAUUAUUGUAAAAAGUAAUAAAACUUUGUUUUUUCA